This is a messenger RNA of Acipenser ruthenus (sterlet), 1825 nucleotides long. Its product is annotated as oxidative stress-responsive serine-rich protein 1-like. The record is from RefSeq and is a predicted model, not a curated record. The transcript has 4 exons. NCBI's taxonomy places the organism in Eukaryota, Metazoa, Chordata, Actinopteri, Acipenseriformes, Acipenseridae. Gene Ontology annotation, biological process: cellular response to hydrogen peroxide. Bases 342 to 1364 code for a protein of 340 amino acids.
AACAGUUUCAUUGACAUCAGCGGUGGGGCGCGUGCAUGUGAAUGACAUCAGCAGUUUGUGCGUCGCUGCAAGUGUUUGUUUGCGUGUAAACAAGCGGAGGUCGGAAUAGAAAAGUCUAGAAGUGCGCCUAAAAAAAAUAAUACACAUUUUAUUAUUUAAAUAUCCGCAGAUAUUUGUUUAGCAGGUGGCAGUCCUGCGAAAUGAUAAGCGAGUUAACGAUAAGGGAGUAAGCGCUGGGCUGUUUGAAGGGCGCUCUGUAGAAAGAGUACGAGGGUAUUCCCGUUUGGUUUCGGUUCGUUUCGGCCACGCUAGACCAGGCAGCGCUGUUGGAAACUCCCUGGAUGUGUACGGGCCUAGUUCAACAGGGACCACAGCCCCAGCCCUGUUACCAAGCUGGCAGGAGCACGACGUUUUUGAAAAUGGAAUCUGAAGUGAAGGACGGAGAGGAGGAGAGUCUGCAGACUGCCUUCAAGAAGUUGAGAGUGGACGCUGAAGGGUCUACCGCAGCAGUUCGAGUCUGUGAGUCAGCAAGUCAGAGAACAUCAGCUCGGGCGAAUGCAGAAGGAGCCAAACCGAAGGCGGUGUGUUCAAAAGAGAACUGGCACGGAUGUGCAAGGAAGACAUCAAGGGGAGCUGUUCGAAGCCAGCGCAGACGACGCUCAAAAUCUCCCAUCCUUCACCCUCCGAAAUUCACCUACUGCAGUUCCAAAAUGUCCCCACCUACCUGCCAGCUCAAACACAAAAGCCAGCCUGACCCUAACCAAGGAUGCGUUUCCCUCAGAGCUCCUGCUAAAAAGGAGCUUUUAUCUACAGGGAAAUCCUCCCCAGUAUUCGGUGCCACCGCUUACACACCGUACAAUCUUCAGCCUGGGGGAGCUGCGGCUCCUGGAGAAAUUGUCAAAUCCACAUCCACCUCCUCCGAAGACGAUGAAGACGAAGGAACUCCGAAACAAUCCACGCCGGGGAGCAGCCACCAGAAUGUCCGCUCUGAAAGUAAGCUCACUUCUAACUCCCCGUCUGACUUCCAGUCUCUGUCCAAGCUCAGCGAGGACAAGGACUGCUCCUGUCCCCAGAAAGAGUGCCAGUGCAAAAACUGGCAAGGCGUGGAGGUGUACUCCUUCACCGGCCUUCGAGAUGUAAUUUCUGAAUGCGAGAGAAACAUGGCAGCAGAGAGCGUUUCUCAUAGUCCAUCGCAAAGGAGAACUCGGAGCAGUACUGCAACGUCAGGGUCCCCGCGCUCCUGUUCAGAGCAAGCCAGGGCCUACGUGGACGACAUAACAAUUGAGGACCUUUCAGGUUAUAUGGAAUACUACCUGUAUAUCCCUAAGAAAAUGUCGCACAUGGCAGAAAUGAUGUACACUUAGAAUGGGGCUGGUUUGUGUGUGGGUUUUUUUUUUUUUUUUAAUGGUUAAGCAUGAUAGUGUAAAAACAAGGCAACUAGAAGUUUACCUUUGUCAUGCUGUUCUGAUCAAGCUGCUUGUAAUAAGCACUCUUUUUUGUAUCCUGUAUUCUCAAUCCCAGAUGACACACACAGAGUGACAAGAUAGGUUUCAGUGAAUCUAAGUUUUUUAUUGAUCCAUUGUUGCAAUGAUAGUUUACAUGAUAAAGUUGCCAAAGUCCUCCCAGAGUAUUACAGAUAUGAUUUUUUUUUUUAUUCCUGUAUUUAAAGCCAACAUCAGAACGAUGUUCCUGAUGCCAAGGACAUAGGAUUUCUGUGUGGGAGCUUCAAUUUCACUGUGUUGAUAAUACAUUGUUGACGUUGCAUCUGCGUAAUGUAACACUCAUCGUUCUAACAUGAUAGCUUUUUUUUUUUGGGUGGGGGGGG